Messenger RNA from Rotaria socialis, 1236 nucleotides. The record is from the annotation of a GenBank genome assembly. NCBI's taxonomy places the organism in Eukaryota, Metazoa, Rotifera, Eurotatoria, Philodinida, Philodinidae.
AUGAAUAGAGAUUCUUCUUCAAACAAUAUUAUAACUAAGUUAGUGCAAGAGAAUGAAGAUAUUGUUUUAGUACCUCUCCUUUCAUCGAAUCAACAAUCAACUGACGAUUUAUUGGUUAGUGAACAUAAUUUACAAGAUUCCCAAUCAUUUUGUUCUAUGUAUAUUUCGAGAAUGAUAAGGUUUCGCAGUCCAAUGAGUCUACGAUCAUCUCGUGCGUGUUGUUUUGAAGCAUUGAAAAGUAUUCCGGUAGUUUUUAUUCUUUCCAUUGUCGCAUGGUCUUAUUAUGCAUAUGUUGUACAAAUGUGUAUCAUAACUAUUGACAAUAUUCCAAAAAAAGUUAUAUAUUUAUUUAUUUAUCAUCCAUUAUUAUUUCUCUUCCUAUGGUCUUAUUAUCAAACAAUGUUUAAACCGUUAGCUGGGCCACCUGGCAAAUUUUAUGUUGGUGAAGCAGAAGGUGAACGUAUAGCAACAGCACAAACAUUAGAUGAACGACGUAUGACUCUUCUUCGUUUUUGUCGACGUGCGAAUUUACCUGUACUAACACGACAUUUUGAUGGAAGUAUUCGCUAUUGCUUUUUAUGUCGAUGUAUAAAACCAGAUCGAGCUCAUCAUUGUUCUAUAUGCGGAAAAUGCGUUCUUAGAUAUGAUCAUCAUUGCCCAUGGACGAAUAGUUGUGUUUCAUAUGCAAAUUAUAAAUUCUUUGUGUUAUUUCUCGGAUGGGCAUUAUUAUUUUGUAGUUACGUUGCAGCUACUUCGUUAGAAUAUUUUAUUGUCUUUUGGCAGGGUAUUGCAAAUGCUCGAGGGGAUGGAGGCGAUUCAACAUCCCCAGGUGGAAAAUUUCAUUUACUUUUUCUGUUUUUCGCUUCGAUCAUGUUUGCCAUUAGUGUAUCAUCUUUAUUUUUCUAUCAUUUAUAUUUAAGUGGAAAAAAUCGAACUACACUUGAAUCAUUCCGAGCACCAAUAUUUUCUGAUGGACCACAGAAAGAUGGUUUCAACUUAGGAUACAAACAGAAUUUUCAAGAAGUAUUUGGAAAAACUUUACUCUCUGCAAUAAUACCAAUAUGGACAACACGAGGUGACGGAGUUCAUUAUCAAGUAAAUAGUUUACUUCUUGGUGGUUUGCAACAACAACAACAAUUUGGUGGUGUAAGUAAUGAUGUUCUUGUGCCACUCGACACAACAGCGAAUUCAAUGAACAAUGAUCACAAUUAUCUGUUAAAUGAAAAUAACAAAUAG